UUCAAUCGAUUGCUCUAUGUUCCUCCUGGACUGUCUGGAAUGAUCGAUGUUUCUUAGUUCGAUGAGUCGAGUCUGGUGCGCUGCAGAUAGCCGAGUUGUGGUUUAAAGUCCACCAGCAUGGGUCGACGCUCGUCUGACAGCGAAGAUGACAGUAGGAGCAGGAGGAAGAGAAAACAGCGCCGCCGCUCCUCCUCUUCCUCCUCGUCUUCGUCGUCCUCCGGUAGCAGGGUGAGGAGCAGUCGCAGCCGGAGGUCGUCUCGCCGGAGCCGCUCUCGCUCUCGAGACAGAAGGAGAAAAAGACGCUCCAGCAGUACUUCAUCCCACAGUUCAACUCGCAGGAGGAGAAGUCGCAGUGCAGAAAGAGAUAAAGGGAGGAGCCACCGGUCACAUAGGUCACGCAGUCGGGACAAAAGGUCUCAUUCUCGCCACCGAAGAUCUCACAGUAGGAGUGACAGCCGCCGAGCGGUACACAGCCGCAAAAGGAGCCACAGUCGCAGCAGAGAGAAGGACCGGAGUAGACGAAAGGGCCGAGACCGCGAGAAGGAGAAAGACAAGUACCGGGAUAGAGGAAGAGAUCGGGACAAGGACAGGGAGAAGGACAAGAGUAAAGACAAAACCGAGAAGAAGGAGGACACCGGCAGCCUCAUGGUUGGAUUAGAACAUCUGACUCCAGCGGAGCAGGCCAAAGUUCGUAUGCAAAUGGUCUUGCAAGCUGCAGCAAAGACAGAUGAAGUUCUAAAGGCCAAAGUUGCCCAGAGAGAGGAAGAGGCCCGGAAGAAGAUUGAGGAAGAGGGAACUUCUCUGGAGGAGCAAGUGAGAAGGAUAAAGGACAUCGAGGCCAUCGAGAGUGAUUCUUUUGUUCCUCAGGCUUUCAAAUCAUCCCGGGACGUUGUAAAGACUGAGCCAGCUGAGGUGAAAGUGGAGUCAGAGAGGGCGUAUUCUCAGGACAUCUCUCUUCCCACAUCUAUAAUCUACAAUGACAAUGACACGCUUGCCCAUCCCAGUCUGUUCGUGGACAAGGAGCAGGCUGAGGAGCUUUGGCUGAACAGACUGGUCUCACUGCGACAAGAGAGGCUGAUGGGAAGCCCUGUUACUUGAAGACAAGAAGACAGUGAUUUUUAUAGCAUCACAAUCUGUGUGAUGUUUUGUCAUGUUUUUUGUUUCCAAUCAGUCCUGAUAUGUUGAUAUGUCUACUUUUACUAAAAUAAAUAAAGAACGAGCUGUUGUCCCUA
Oryzias latipes (Japanese medaka) is the source of this 1232-nucleotide messenger RNA. It is a transcript of the gene rsrc1, whose product is annotated as arginine/serine-rich coiled-coil 1. The record is from RefSeq and is a predicted model, not a curated record. Gene Ontology annotation, biological process: alternative mRNA splicing, via spliceosome. Gene Ontology annotation, cellular component: nucleus; cytoplasm. NCBI's taxonomy places the organism in Eukaryota, Metazoa, Chordata, Actinopteri, Beloniformes, Adrianichthyidae.